GUACAAGGACAUCAACCUGGUAAAAGGACAUGACCAAUUAAACUCAUAAACCUAAAACGAGCAUGGAAUUUCAAUCCCCCUACCGAAAUGUGUAAAUCUAGAACAUCCCAACAUAAUCCCUAAACUGAUAGCCAUAGUAACCGGAAAAUUGAAUAAAAUUGUAGAACUGAUAGGCAUACUAACCGAAAAAAGUUGCGGUGGAGGAGGUAGGUCAGCGGUCUUCGUUUGCUAUCGAUGGGAAGAGGGGGUUCUGUGCAGGGUCUUCGUUUGCUAUCGAUGGGAAGAGGGGGUUCUGUGCAGAGUCUUCGUUUGCUAUCGAUGGGAAGAGGGUCUUCGUUUACAAUCGAAGAAGAGAUGCUCGCUCUCGUCGUCCCUUGCUCGCCUCCUUCACUGUCUUCGUCGGAAUCCGGCUCGCCGCCUUCACUGUCGUUGUCGGAAUCCGGAAUCCGAAUCGCUGCAAUCGACAAGCUUCUUCUACUCGUCGUCACCCACUGCUCGCCGUCUUCACUGCUCGCUAGCUGCGUGGAGAGGAUCGAAGGAAGAGGAUCAAAGGAAGAAUGGUUUCGGCGGUGAGAAGAAUGGUUUCGACCGUGAGAAGAGAUGUGAACCCAAAUAAUUUCAGACAACCGGU
Molecule: messenger RNA, 631 nt
Organism: Linum trigynum
Lineage: Eukaryota; Viridiplantae; Streptophyta; Magnoliopsida; Malpighiales; Linaceae
Source: the annotation of a GenBank genome assembly